This is a messenger RNA of Adineta steineri, 585 nucleotides long. The record is from the annotation of a GenBank genome assembly. Lineage: Eukaryota; Metazoa; Rotifera; Eurotatoria; Adinetida; Adinetidae.
AUGCGAAUACAUUACGGUUUGGAUAUUAAUCGUGAAAUGCAUACUGCUGGCUAUGCUAUGGUGUUAUUCAUGUUUCUUACUACGCAGCUCGACACUUUAUAUAAUCUAAAGACAUCUCAUGAAGUAGUUUUCGAGUUGCGGAUGCGGAAUAUGACAUCAAAUGAAACAAAUUUAUACUGCGAUAUACCUUAUGAUGAUUGUCGUUGCUCUGUUGUAUCAGUGAAAUACUGCCUUACUGAUGCGCGGCUCAAGUUCAGUCGCAUCGUACCCAUAGUUUUAUUCGUAUUACAGAUUUGCCUUGCUCAAGAACUUUUUUCUUUAAGUGGAGAUCACAAACAUCUUCUUAUUUGUGCUUUAUGGAUCACAUCAAUAUUUGUUCUUAUUGGUAUUAUAGCUCUGAUUUAUCGUAGUAGCUGUUGUCAUGGGUAUACACUUGGUAUACUUUACCUUACGGGUUUUUUAGUAGUUGGUUUUUUCGGUUAUGCUUUCCUCGCCGAAAACGAACGUCAUUGGCCAUCCGGUAGAAACAACUUCGGCAUGGACAGUCAAAGAUUUCAAAUGACUGGUAGUGAAGCUCUGGUUUAA